AUGCCUGUCAGGGCAUUGGUCGGGCAAUAUCGAACCAUGGAUGCUCCGACCCUGAAGCGAGAAUUUGCUAAUAAAUUGAAGCAGAUCACAUCCUCACUGAUCAUCUUAGCACUGCUAUUCAAGAAUGUCAUGCCUCUGGCUUUGAACUCCGUCCGGACAACAAGCCAUGUCUCGGUCCUGCGCAACGCAACUCCUCUCUUCAUAGGGGCAUCACGACUCCAUCGAACAACUCUUUUCCAGCAGAGCUUACGGGUCUUCCCAAGAUUUAUCCAAAAAGCAGUGUCGAAAGCGAUGACCCCAGUUGUAGCGCCAAAAGCGGUGCCUACGGUAUUCGUAUCUAAACUGAUUGACGCCGAAACACGACAACGGCACCGCAUCAAGCGAAUGGCUGCCCAGCGAAUAUACCAGCAAAACGCAAGAAGACUGGCUGCAAAAAUCUACAAUGCCGGUCCGUUCUUGUAUUACGGCCAUACCGGCAGUAACUACUAUGACUAUGAUCCCGGCAAGAGCAAUAGGGGUUUUGAUUCUUUCUCUGAUGUUGUUCAUGGCAGAAUACCACUGGGUGAAGCUGGGCAGGAAGAGGAAGACGAGGGUGAAAACGAAGAGAUUAGGAAGUUGGAAGAGGAAAAUGAUGAGUCGAGGGGUGAGGUUGGGAGGUUGAGGAAGGAGAAUAGCGAGUUGAAGGGGCAAAGUGAGGAGGAGUUUGAGGAUGAAGAGUUUGAUCGGCUUGUAAAUGGUUGA
Bipolaris zeicola 26-R-13 is the source of this 741-nucleotide messenger RNA. RefSeq lists its product as uncharacterized. Bases 1 to 741 code for a protein of 246 amino acids. The record is from RefSeq and is a predicted model, not a curated record. The transcript is spliced from 5 exons. NCBI's taxonomy places the organism in Eukaryota, Fungi, Ascomycota, Dothideomycetes, Pleosporales, Pleosporaceae.